UUCGGUAAUAGAAUAGCCGAUGUAAUUUGACACUUCAACUUACUGCGCUCUCUCCGAGUCUAUUCAGUUACUCAGUCCCAUUCUCAGCAGCCGUGUGUGUAUGAGAGAGAGAGAGUGAGGAAGGGAAGAUAUCUAAAACAGAUAAUAAGAGACGAGAAUUAUUACCGAGGACUUUCUGCGCCCGAUCACACCCCGGAACAAAAAAACUUGAAGUGCUGGAGUGUUUCACCUCCUGCAGUGUGGAUGGGUGGGGGGGGUCCUUUGUGGUGACAAAUCAAGGAUUAAAAACAAGAAAGAUAUUACACAUGAAAAUCGGCCUCUGAGACUUGGUGAAACGUUACACUUGGUUAGAGAAGAGAUACUGCUUGGGCCCCUCUAUGAUCCUGGCACUCCUGUUUUCUCCUUCUACAAAAAAAAGAAGAGCUCUCCAGUUUAAUGGCUGGCAGAUAGAGGCCAGACGGGGACAAUCAACAUGAACUCGAUUCCGUCGAUGGACAGACACAUUCAGCAGACCAAUGAUCGUCUGCAGUGUAUCAAGCAGCACUUACAAAAUCCAGCAAAUUUCCAAACAGCAGCGACUGAGUUGCUGGACUGGUGCGGAGACCCCCGGGCCUUCCAGCGCCCCUUCGAGCAAAGCCUGAUGGGAUGCCUUACGGUGGUCAGCCGCGUAGCAGCGCAGCAAGGCUUUGACUUGGACCUGGGCUAUCGGCUCCUGGCCGUGUGUGCCGCCAACAGGGACAAGUUCACUCCAAAAUCAGCAGCCCUGUUGUCUUCUUGGUGUGAGGAACUGGGACGCCUCCUCCUCCUCCGUCACCAGAAGAACAGGCAGAACGAGCCUCCAGGAAAAGUUCCCAUGCAGCCCCCAAUGAGCUCCAUGAAACCGGGUCUCUCGCACGGAGAUGGCUCUUUUCCCUACGACUCAGUUCCCUGGCAGCAAAACACCAAUCAGCCUCCAGGUUCGGUGUCCGUGGUGACCACCGUCUGGGGCGUGACCAACACGUCACAGAGCCAGGUGUUAGGGAAUCCCAUGGCCAACAGCAACAAUCCUAUGAACCCUGGGGGUAACCCUUUGAGCUCGGGGAUGUCUGGAAACAAUCCGGGUAUGAACUCACCUCAGUUCCCUGGUCCACAGCAGCAGUUUCCAAACAAAGGCAACUCUAAUCAAGGCUACAUGCAGCAGGGUAUGUACGGACGACCCAACUAUCCUGGAGGAGGAGGUUAUGGUGGCAAUUACCCUGGAGGGCCAAAUGCUGGACCUGGUGGGAUUGGCAUCCCUCCAAACUCUCGUCCUCCAUCGGAUUUCACCCAGCCCGCUGCUGCCGCCGCAGCCGCCGCAGUCGCCGCAGCUGCUGCCACCGCAACUGCCACAGCUACAGCAACUGUAGCAGCCCUGCAGGAGACCCAGAACAAGGACAUGAACCAGUACGGACCGAUGAGUUCCUCUUUCCAGAUGGGACCAAACCAAGCAUACAACAGCCAGUUCAUGAAUCAGCCAGGACCCCGUGGCCCUCCAUCUUUGCCUGGAAACAUGGGCGCAGGCAUGAAUGCAUCCAACAUGAGUGGGCCUCCAAUGGGAAUGAACCAACCCAGAGGCCAAGGCAUGGUGCCUUUUGGGUCCCAUGGUCAAAGGAUGCCCCAGCACGGCUACGCUGCACCCCGACCUCAGGGUGUGGGUAUGCAGGGCAUGAAAAGACCGUAUCCAGGAGAGCCAAAUUAUGGUGGGCAGCAGUAUGGACCAAACAACCAGUUUCCCAACCAGCAGGGGCAAUACUCCACCCCCAAUGGCUCGAGACCACUGCCAUCCCCCAGCUACCCCGGGCAGAGAAUGCCAGGACAGCAGCUGCAAGGCCAAUACCCCCCACAUGGCGGUCCCAUGGGCCAGUACUAUAAGCAAGAGCCACCGUUCAAUGGCCAGACAAACAACUUCUCUGGGAGUGGAUACCAGUACAACCAUGGUAACAUGAAUGGGCCUCCUAGACCGGUGGCCAACUACCCCCACUCCCCAGUGCCGGGCAACCCCACCCCUCCAAUGACUCCGGGUAGCAACAUCCCACCAUACCUGUCGCCAAACCAAGAUGUAAAGCCGCCCUUCCCUCCAGACAUCAAACCAAAUAUUACAUCUCUCCCUCCCCCACCAGCCAGCCACAAUGAGGAACUACGGCUGACGUUUCCUGUGCGGGACGGGGUCGUCUUAGAGCCCUUCAGGCUGGAACAUAACUUGGCUGUGAGCAACCAUGUCUUCCACUUACGGCCCUCUGUGCACCAAACACUCAUGUGGAGGUCGGACCUAGAGCUGCAGUUUAAAUGUUACCACCACGAAGACCGUCAGAUGAACACUAACUGGCCAGCGUCGGUCCAAGUCAGCGUAAACGCCACCCCGCUCACAAUCGAGCGAGGUGACAACAAGACAUCGCACAAACCAUUGCACUUGAAACACGUGUGCCAGCCAGGAAGGAACACGAUCCAGAUCACGGUGACUGCGUGCUGCUGUUCGCACCUGUUUGUGCUGCAGCUGGUACACAGGCCGUCGGUCCGCUCUGUCCUGCAGGGCCUCCUAAAGAAGAGGCUGCUGCCUGCAGAGCACUGCAUUACCAAAGUCAAGAGGAACUUUAGCAGCGUAGCAGUGUCCACAGGGAACGCCACGCUGAAUGGGGAGGAUGGAGUUGAGCAAACGGCCAUCAAGGUUUCCCUGAAAUGUCCGAUCACUUUCCGACGAAUACAACUUCCAGCAAGGGGGCAUGACUGCAAACAUGUUCAGUGCUUCGAUUUGGAAUCAUAUCUACAACUGAACUGUGAACGGGGCACAUGGCGAUGUCCUGUAUGCAAUAAAACAGCUUUGUUGGAAGGACUGGAAGUAGACCAGUACAUGUGGGGAAUCUUAAAUGCCAUUCAAAACUCUGAUUUUGAGGAAGUCACAAUUGAUCCAACAUGUAGUUGGCGACCUGUGGCAAUCAAAUCUGAAAUCCACAUUAAGGAGGAUCCAGACGGGCCGCUGGCGAAGAGGUUUAAGACAAUGAGUCCCAGUCAAAUGAUCAUGCCCAACGUAAUUGAUAUGAUUGCUCAACUCGGGCCCGGACCUUCGCCGUACCUGUCGAUACCAUCUGGUCAAGGUGGCAACAGCAGCGAAUAUGGCAGCCAAGGUAGUAGAGCCUUUGCAGUUCUAGUAUGCAAAAAUCUUUGCAAACAUACAUGUGUGUUGAGAUUUUUUACUCCUUGUUCAGGCAACAAUUACCAAGGACAUGGGAACUUUGACUUCCCCCACAGCGCCCCAGGCAGUACGUCAAUGAAUGACUUCAUGCAUGGUCCUCAGCUGUCUCACCCACCCGACAUGCCGAAUAGCCUGAUGGCACACGACAAACCCCUGUCCCACAACAUGCCUGACUCGAUACCUCAUUCUGCCGGGCCUGACCAGACGCACGGCCCACUGCAGCAGAGCUUACAUCCAUCUCCGCACCCCGGGAGCCAAUCGGGGCAGCAGCUACACCACAGUGGGCCCCCUCUGCCCUCACGGCAAGCCCCCCCACCUCAGCAGCAGCAAGCACAGCAGCAACAGCCCACCCCCAACAACCAUCCCCAUUCUGACCUUGCCUUCAAUCCCUCCAGCAGUUUGGACAGCCAAGCGGGGUCGGAUAUGCCCGAGCCUUCAUUAGAUCUUCUCCCUGAACUUGCUAACCCAGACGAACUGUUGUCGUACCUGGAUCCUCCAGACCUCCCCAGCAGUAGCAACGAUGACCUUCUGUCGCUCUUUGAAAACAACUAAGAGGCUUUCAGACACCCACACACAUAAACUUUUACCGAUCGCCUGAAGCUUCCCUGAGAACUGCCACAGUUACUCAGUACUUGAUCAACACAAUGAUGCACUCCCUUUCUCUUCUUCCUCUUGUACAAUUUCCAUUCGCCAGCGCAGAUUGACUGCAAAUAAUCUCAAAGAUACUCAAAAGACACGGCAGGAUGUGGCGGAGUUGCCACGCCCUCCCACCUCCUGUGAUGAUAACCUUGACUGUGCAGCUAUAGUCAAUUUUAUUUUUACACCACACACAUGUACGUGUGCUCACUAUUAACAUGUUGUAGCAUUUUUAAAAUACUUUUUGUUUUCUUUUGAAGCUACAAAAAUGAACUCAUUGUAUAAAGCAGAAAAAUAACUGAAGAAAAACUGUGCUCUCUGGCCAAUGUGUGUUAUGUUUUGUAGUCUGAGAGGCCACAACUUCCUCGUGUCACUGCUCCAUUCCCUGACUGGUCCGGUUAGUCGCACUGUUUUGUCCGUCACCUAAAAGCACAAGAAAUUUUAGCACUGCAAAACAAACAACAACAAAAAAUCUUCUUUACAAAAAGGAAAUGGAUUGGUUUUCUAGAAAUUUGCUGCCAACGUUUUAAAAAGAGUUUUUGGAACAGAUUGGCUUCCAUUUUGUCUACAAUUGUGCUGUGUAUUUAUUUCAGUCUCUGAAGUCUGACUUUUGAAGCAGGGAGCAUUUGUAGCCUACAAUAACAGAAAGUAUGUACAUGAUACCUGGUCUUCUACACAUUGUAAAGUCCUCCUUUACAAAUGAGUGAUUUUUUUUUUUUACAACAAUAGAUAAAAAAUAUGAUUGAAGUUCCUGCCAUGUUAUUUGCUUCCAUCUGCUCUGCAUGAGCCUUAUUUUCUGCAUUUUUGCAGAUUUCAUCUCUCCUUAAAAGAUGUGCUAUUGAGGAGGAAGUCUUUAAAGCGCAUGUAUGCCAAGCCCUUUGUCAAAUAGUGGUUUUCUCUUUCUCAGAAUUAUUUUGAUUUUAUUUAACACUUACAUUGAAGGUAUCAGCUGGUUAUUCUUUUAUUUCUUUUAUCGUCCUUCUAUGUUGCUGCAUAAUUAAGCUGUCCAUUGUUCUUUUGAGAAAAUGCUCACCAAAGCUAUAGGGAUGGAAAUGGAAAUGUUUGUAUUUGCUCGGUCCUGUGUAAGACUGUGAGUACACGGGUGCGUUUCGGUAAACUAAAAUAUCAUCAGAAAGUUAAUAUAUUUCAGUAAUUCAAUUCAAAAAGUAAAACUUGUAUUUUAUCUAGAUUCAUUAUAUACGAGGUACCUCAAGCAUUUAUUUUUUGGUGCUUUUGAUUAUUUCUUACAGCUAACGAAAAUCCCAAAUUACAUUUCUCAGACAACUGGAACACUACGUAAAACUAAUUUAAAAAGGUGGCAUACUCACAGUUGAGAGCAGACAGUCAUUGACACUUUUCACAAGAAGGGUAAGUCACAAAAGGUUUUAGCUAAAGAAGAUGCCUGUCCAUAAAGUUCUGUUCUCAAGGAUAGUAAUGGAAACCUUAGUGGAAGGAAAAACUGCAAUAACUACAGCCUUGAAAGGACUGUGAAGCAAACCCCAUUUGAGUUUGUGAGAGAUUUGCAAGGCACGAGCCACAACACAGACAAAUCCAGGACAUGGGCUACAAAUGUCACUUUCCCGUCAGAAGUAAUGAUGGGACAUCCAACUCUUUUCAAAUAUCAUUUUAGCUUGGCUGUCUUAUAAGAACCAGCUUUCACAUCUACGAAAUGGCUUUUCUGAUAGUAUCACUCGGAGCUUUUUAUUUUAGACUAAUUUAUUAAUUAUGACUGGUUUGUGUGUGGCUAAACAAUUUUUAGUCUGUGUUUUAUUAGAAGUUUUUCAUUUGAAUUAUAUUAAUGGAAGGUUUUGUGGGUGGAAAAAUGUGGUGGAAAAAUGCUGUUUAAUAUAUGAGUUUUACUUUUUCAGUAGAAUUGCUGAAAUACUAAAUUUUUUGAUGAUACUCUAUUCUGUACUGAGAUGCAUCUGUGUGUUUGUGAGACUGCGAUUGUAUGCGUGCGUGUUUGUACACAGGAGGUGAUGGUGAAGGAGACAAGCAAUGGUUUCUUCCAUCACUGCUGUGAUUUUCAAAGCAGUAUUGGUGUAAACCUUUUUUUGUUGUUUUUUGAUUUCAUGUCCUUUGAUAAGACUUGGUGUUCAGUAUGCAAAUGUAUUAUUUUUAAGAAAUACUAUUGUACUGUAAAUAUCAUUGUGAAUAUUUUUGUAUCAUCGCGAUAAUGUUUGUCGUUGUCCGACCUAACCGCACGCGCUCCCCUUCAGAUCACCGACUUUUCAGCAGUUUUAAACGCCUCAUAAGCUAUGCCCUGAUGCAUGUCGUACUCGUUUUCCACCUUUGUGCUCGCCUUAUCUCCAUUAGCUCAAAGUUAUUCUGUUCCAUUUUUUUCCAAAGUUCUCAGAUAUCAAACUCACUUUAAAGCAAUGCUUUCUUUGUAAGCAUUGAUCCAAAUCGAUCUCUGCUUCCUGAUCAUGAAUUUAGGUUAACAUUUGUUCAGCGAUAUUGAUUUUUUUUUAAAAAGAGAUGUGGUGUCAGCUGGCAUUCAGUGUAAUUAUUGAUCUAUGUGAAUAUCAUGUUGCUAAAUGUCAAUACACGGUGGUAUUUUAAAGAUAUAUCACAACCAUAUUUUAAAGAAAUUCCUGACAUGUUUAUAUUUUGUUAUAGAAAAUGUGGCUUUUUAAAAGAAAAGCAUGAUACCAUAUACAUUUGUAUCCCCCUUUUGUUUGUGGUUUGAUUUCUAUUUGGUAAAUUAUUUUGUGCUGGUUUUAUUAUGAAUCUGUAAGGCUAGAAAUCCAAUUUCUUUCAGAUUGAUUUGAACUAAACUGUUUCGGCUCAGAGAGCACUGACAUGUUUGAGGUCUAACAAACAAGGAGACAAGGACAGUUGUUAAAUUUUUUAAACAUAUCGACCAAACCUAUAAAAAUUCGUCAUCAUCUCAUAGUUUCUUCUUUAUUUCAAGUGAGUUAGUUCGGUAUUGAAGGCAGCACCCCAAGUGUUUAGUUGCACAAUCACAUAAAUUGCCAUUUCUUUUGGGGAGAUGUUGUUAAGAAAAAGAAAAAAAAAAAAAAAAAAAGAAUAUAUAAAAAUAUUAAAAAAUAAAUACCUAAGCCAGAGAGGAAAGGGGCACAUUCAUCAGUCUGGCCUGGAAAGGAUGUAGACGGCAAGGCUUGUUAAAUGUCCCAAGGGCGUCUGUAUAUAUGUAAAUUAAUAUAGAGAAGAGUGAACAGAAAUGUAUUAAUUUUCCUUUGGGAAUGUGCAUUGUUUCUUCUGAAUAAUAAUAAUAAAAAAGCUUGCAACACCUCUACUGGAAGUGGCUGACUAUGAAAAUAAAACAUGUUAGUUUAUGUCGGUGGGUAAUCUCAGCAUUUUGCCCCCACUGCUUUGUAAUAUACUUUCAACCUCUUUUGUUUGGGGGAACCGAGACAGUCAUGUUCUAAAUGUACUAUUUAGUUUAAGUGUUCUAGUCUCACGGGCAUACUCUGAGGUGCUAAAGCUAAAAACAAAAUAAGGUUACACAAAACACAAACGGAAAAGCCAGUCGGUAGUGUAGAAGGAUGGUGGUAGAAGGAAUGGGUCCUGAAGAUAGUGACUAAAAUCCAUAAUUUGUAAAAAAACAAAUUUAUAUCAUGAAGAUCUGGAAAAUCAGUCUAAGGUGAUUCAUGCAAUGUGGCCAUCGUCUCUAUGUUUGUACAUUGUAUGUACAAUCAUUUCAUACUCCAAACUGGUCAGAAAAUAAAGAAACUAAUUGUGAUUUUUAGUCUUGCAGAACUGUAUGUAGUUAGAUGAUGUGACAGCCUAAUAUUUAUCUAAUAAAUAUGUAUUCAGAUGAUUCCUGCA
Messenger RNA from Girardinichthys multiradiatus, 7636 nucleotides. Its product is annotated as zinc finger MIZ domain-containing protein 1-like. Gene Ontology annotation, molecular function: SUMO ligase activity; zinc ion binding. Gene Ontology annotation, biological process: regulation of transcription by RNA polymerase II; protein sumoylation. The record is from RefSeq and is a predicted model, not a curated record. The transcript is spliced from 23 exons. Lineage: Eukaryota; Metazoa; Chordata; Actinopteri; Cyprinodontiformes; Goodeidae. Bases 473 to 3760 code for a protein of 1095 amino acids.